UUUGUAAACGUAACGCGGCCUGCUGGGUUCGAUAGACAGUCGGCGAUCCGAAGGUCCCCGUUGAUUUUCUACGUCAAUCACUAGAAGCCUCUCUAUAGUUCUUCCGUCCUUAGCUGGUGUGAUAAACAGACAGGAAUCGAGAUCGAGAUUGAGAUCCUCUCGCAAAACCAAGGAUGUCUUCUCCCGCUGAAUUCUACAAUUCUCUUCCACCAGUGAGCAAGGCUUAUGGUACUCUGUGCUUUUUGACUACUGCAGCAUUCCAAUUGGGUUUGUUUGAUCCUGUGAAUAUUGCCUUGAUAUAUCAUCCAGUAUUUACUAAGUUUCAGAUAUGGAGGCUUCUUACCAACUUUUUCUUCCUUGGUCCAUUUUCAAUCAACUUUGGCGUACGGCUCCUAAUGAUAGCAAGAUACGGUGUACAAUUGGAGAGGGGUCCAUUUGAUAAGCGCACAGCAGAUUUUCUUUGGAUGAUGUUGUUCGGAGCAUUUAUCUUACUGGUUUUAUCUGCCAUUCCUUUCUUUUGGUCUCCCUUUCUUGGGACGUCUAUGGUCUUCAUGCUUCUCUAUGUUUGGAGCCGAGAAUUUCCAACUGCACAGAUCAAUAUAUAUGGCCUUGUCAAUUUGAGGGCAUUUUAUCUACCAUGGGCAAUGCUUAUGUUGGAUGUCAUAUUUGGCUCUCGCCUUAUGCCAAGCCUCCUGGGAAUCGUUGCUGGUCAUUCAUAUUACUUCUUAACAGUGUUACAUCCACUUGCUACUGGAAGGAAUUUGCUGAAGACGCCGUUCUGGGUACACAGAUUGGCGGCUUCAUUGGAUUGGGGAGUACAACCAAAUUAUCGUGGUCAGCCAAACACGUCUAAUGCCACUGGUAGCGGGGCCUUCAGAGGGAGGAGCUACAGGCUUAACAGAUGAAACCGCCCCCCCUGUGUUUAUCCUCUUUGCAGCACUUUCAAUCAACCUGAUCAAACAUUUUGGUGACAACUUUUAUUCUGACUUCGUUACGUUCUCGUGUAGAAGAAAUGAAUGGAAGGUGGAACAAUUGUGCAAAAUGCAUUUGAUAUUGGUUUGGAUAGAGUUUAUUGGAGGAUAAGAAUGAUAUAUGCCUAUCUCCCAAUUAACUAUGGCCAACAUGAUUUUGAAAGGAUGAUUCAAUUUUAUCAGGUUACUACUGUCAGUUGUGGCUGUUCAGCUACUCAACUUGAAUUAUUUUAAUGUUAUGUGGCUGUUCGGCUGCUCAACUUGGAUGA
Messenger RNA from Zingiber officinale, 1240 nucleotides. RefSeq names its product derlin-1-like. Gene Ontology annotation, molecular function: ubiquitin-specific protease binding; misfolded protein binding. Gene Ontology annotation, biological process: endoplasmic reticulum unfolded protein response. Lineage: Eukaryota; Viridiplantae; Streptophyta; Magnoliopsida; Zingiberales; Zingiberaceae. The transcript has 7 exons. The record is from RefSeq and is a predicted model, not a curated record. Gene Ontology annotation, cellular component: endoplasmic reticulum membrane; Hrd1p ubiquitin ligase ERAD-L complex. The coding region runs from base 174 to 905 and encodes 243 amino acids.